AUGACCCUGGUCGCCGCACGCGGACUGCCCGUGGACCAACGCGGGUGCUUCCAGGGCCACUGCCCGGCAGGCGGCGCCGCUGGCCGCGCUCCGCCGGGGGCGUCCGGCGCCCACGCGUCCGACAGCGAGGGGUGGCCGCCGUCCUGCUGCUGGCCGCCGGUGAGGAUCAGGGUCCCGGACGCCGACCUGAAAAAAUCAGGACGUCGCAUGUCUGGGUUCGCGAGCGCCGACAUGCCGAAGUUCGCUCUGGCGGGCCACUGCGGUGAGCCGAAGGGCACCAGGGUACAACACGCCGUCCUUCAGGGUCAUGCGGCAGGCGUCGUUGAAGAAGUGCGACGGGCCGUCUGUGCCACCGGCCACGACGGCCCGCGGAGAUCUCCAUCUGGAAAGCUGACCGCGGGGACCAGCCAGCAUCCUCGCGCUGAGUCCACUCACUGGCUGCGCGCGGUAGCAGGAAAAGCGCGACGGCAGUAG
Molecule: messenger RNA, 474 nt
Organism: Prorocentrum cordatum
Lineage: Eukaryota; Dinophyceae; Prorocentrales; Prorocentraceae
Source: the annotation of a GenBank genome assembly